ACUCCUGAAGCGAGGAGGCGGUGGGAUUAUUUACGCAGUAUAUUUCCCUCCCAUUGGUCGCUCAAUAGAAGCUGCUCUGAUGCGCUGCGGUGACACAGCCAAGUCUCCGGCGAUAAAAAGAAAAGCGACGAGCCGCGCAGGAGAAACACGAGUGUUGGAGGGCGGUCAACGUGUUUCCAUCUGAUGGUAGAUGCGCCUCUGCGAGUCUUAGCACGGCUGGAAGUAUCUGUUCAACUCCUGAGGGAUCUGGUGAAGAAUGGAGUGGUAUGUCCUGGUGCUGAUACUGAGCUUGCCGCCCUCCAUCCACGCAGAUUGUUCUUCACAUUGUCAGAAAUGCGCACAGCAGAUUCUCAGCCCCGACGCCGCCUUCAGCAGCCUGUCGUGCAGCGCAGAGUGUGAGGGGCAGCUGAAGAGCUGCGGCCAGGCUCCCGGGCUGGACUUCAGCGAGGACGAGGCUGCGCAGGAGGAGGAGAGCCAGCAGGCAGAUCUGGUCAAACGCUACGGCGGCUUCAUUAAGAGGAUCGACAAGAACAAGAACAAAAUCUUCACCUCUCCGUGGUACGACAAUUACGUUCUGAAAGCCGCAGCGCUGCCAAAGAAAUACGAGGACUUGUUGAAGAGGCUGGAGGAGAGAGGUGUGGACGCGCCGGAGGACGCAGACGAGGCUCCGGAGGAUCAGAAGCUCCGUAGUUAUGUUAAACGCUACGGCGGCUUUUUACGCAAAUUCGGCCCCAAGUCAAAGAGGAGUAGUUCCGCGGAGCAGGAGAGCCAGGAGCCAGAGGGGCUGCAGAAGCGCUACGGAGGCUUCAUGAGGAGGAUCCGACCAAAGUUGAACAACCUGAAGUGGGACAAGCGGUACGGAGGCUUUCUGCGCCGCCACUUCAAAAUCUCCGUGCGCUCAGUUGAGGAGCCGUAUUACUCCUAUGAUGACAUGAGCCUAUAGAUGAACCCUGCUCAAAAAGAAAAUAAAAACUAGAAAGAACUUGUGCGGGUUCAUUUGAAAUGGCACCAUUUAUCCAGAAAGUAUCAUAUGCCUGCCUAUCUUGCUUCUUGCCUACUCGGUUGACUGCUGUGUAACAACUUUCAUCUCUGUGUUAUUGGCAUCUUUGUCUGUCAUUCAAUAAAGGAUGCUUGUUUAAUAAAACUAAAAUGAAUCAAAACCACGCUCUUGUUUGUCAAACACGUUCAAAGAAUGU
Molecule: messenger RNA, 1196 nt
Organism: Scatophagus argus
Lineage: Eukaryota; Metazoa; Chordata; Actinopteri; Scatophagidae
Gene: pdyn
Product: prodynorphin
Exons: 3
Coding region: 257-943 (228 amino acids)
Biological process (GO): chemical synaptic transmission; sensory perception; neuropeptide signaling pathway
Cellular component (GO): axon terminus; plasma membrane; neuronal cell body
Molecular function (GO): opioid receptor binding
Source: RefSeq, a predicted model, not a curated record